Molecule: messenger RNA, 1431 nt
Organism: Patiria miniata (bat star)
Lineage: Eukaryota; Metazoa; Echinodermata; Asteroidea; Valvatida; Asterinidae
Product: monocarboxylate transporter 12-like
Exons: 4
Coding region: 1-1431 (476 amino acids)
Biological process (GO): monocarboxylic acid transport; transmembrane transport
Molecular function (GO): monocarboxylic acid transmembrane transporter activity
Source: RefSeq, a predicted model, not a curated record
AUGGCAAAGACGUCCACUUUGCGGACCAGGCGUGCAGCGGAGGCUGAGCCCGAUGAGCCACGGGAAGGCGGCUGGGGUAUAGUGGUGGUCAUCGCCGCUCACCUGUCCUUCGCAAUCCAGUUGGGCAUGAUGCGGAGCCCAGGCGUCUUGUAUCUUAGCUGGCAGGACGAUUUUGGCACCAACGACAGAGAGACGGCGGCCGUUCAGAGCGUCUUUUCUUCCGUGUCCUGUUUCAGUGUUUUCCUCGGAGGGAUUCUGACGGAACGUUUCGGCUGCAGAAUUUCAGGAAUGGCCGGGGGAAUUUUGAUGACGCUAGGAGCAGGAACAGGGAUUUCUUCUAAUUCAGCUGUGGUUGUCGUUGCGAUGUACUUCAAAAGGAAAUACAAAAUAGCCCAUGCAUUAGCCAUCUCAGGCGAAGGAACGGGCAUCAUGGCGGCUCCGCCUCUUCUCCAAAUUCUUUUGGAAAGCUUUGGAUGGAGAGGAACGCUUCUGAUUGCCUCUGCAGUUGCAGCAAACAGUGUUGCAUUUUGCGCACUAUUUCGCCCCAACGGAGCAACACAGAAAUCCAAAGACAAUCUCAAUUCGAAUCAACAAAACCUGGCGGCCAAAAACGGUUUGGAGACAGCAAACAUGUCCAAUGAUGAACACAUUAACGACGAAAACUCUCGCCGUAGUGACGAUGUACUCGAACUUGAACAGAUAGGCCUACCUACGGAACAUGGGACAACUGCCAACAGCAAAACUGGUUAUGUCUCGCUCACAUUUGACACCAAGAACUCGAAUCCCAUUUUAAAACUACUCAAACGAUUAUUAGUUUCGCUGGGGUUCCAUCUGUUUGUGAAAAGCUACCGCUUCGUUCUGCUGUGCGCCGUUUACCUGGAGUUCGACAUCCCGUUCCUGGGAUUCGUGCUCUACCUCGUUCCCCGCGCACAGAGCGUGGGUGUGGCGCCCUCUAGCGCCGUCAUCUUGCUCAGUAUUUUUGGCAUCGGGAACUUGCUCGGUCGUCUUGGAAGCGGAUUGCUGGUGAGCUGGAGGAUAUCGGCUGAGCACGUGACCGCCAUCUCCAUGGCCAUUGCGGGCGUGUCCUUACUGCUCCUGAAAUUGGAAAGCUAUUACGUUUUUGCGAUAGCUUCGUUUCUAUUUGGAUUCGUGUCGGGGUUCUUUUUCGCCAUCAUGAUCGUUUUAACCCGGCAGUUUGUCGGGGUAAGAAAAUUAGCAGUUGGACUUGGAUUCAGCCAGAUCUUCUUGGGCAUAGGAGCAAUAAGUGGGCCCCUUUUAGCGGGAUGGAUUCUGGACCUAACCGGUGAUAGCUAUCAGACAGUUUUCUACGUGGGUAGUGCAGUGUGCUUCAUCUGUGCUGUACAAAUGCUCCUCCUACCCCUACUGAGACGGGUGGAACCAGGCAUCGACAUCAGCCCCAACGAUAUCUGA